UCCGCCUCCCGAUGCCUUUGGGGCGGGACCAAUGGGAGCGCGAGGUGGGCGGGGAAUAGAGGAGGAGGAGGAGGAGGCGUGGCCGAGCUUGGCGCUCAAGAAUAGGCGGGAAAAGUGGGGCUUUCCAUUCCAUCCAGGCCAGGUGAAUCUCAUACGCUUCUCCUUAAUCCCUCAUUAUCCAAGAUGUUGGCUUAUCCAAGCUUCUGCCGACCUGUUUAGCUUGGUAUUGUCGCACAGGAUGUCGGACCCCCGCACGCUGUAUUCAACCCAGUUCUUUGGCUUCACGCCACAGACCUUUCUGCUGAGGGUCUACAGGGCCUUCCAGGACUCCCUCUCACGCAGCAUGGUGAGCAUGGAGGCAGACCUGCUGGAGCGCUUCCCUGAUGAGGACCCGGCUCUCAUCCGCCAAGGCACGGAGGGGUUCCUGGCCUGCGCAAAAGACCACUUGGAGGCCGUCUUUCCCCAGAUGGAGGCUACACUGUGCCAGGGGGUGCUGGACAUCCCAGACAAUGUGCUGCUUCUGGAAGACCAGGCCCAGGAGGAGGCAGGGGAAAACUUUUCGAAGGAAGGGCUUCAAGAACUACAAGAAGAGAUCCGGCAACUGGAGGCCCAGCUGCAGGCCGAGAACCGGGCUGCGGAGGCCUUGGAGGCCGAGCUGGAGGAGCAGCGGAUCGUGCGGGCGCACCUGGAGGGGCUGCGGCAAUGGCUGCAGAGCCUGGAAGAGGCCACCCGGGGUGACGGAAGCAGCGGCAGCCUCCAGGAAGGGCUGCAGGCCUUGACCGGGGCCGCACUGCAGCUGCAGGACGUGGUGCGCACAAUCAAGAAGCAGCUGGCUGCGCCGGAACCCCAGUGAUGCCCCCCCUCCCCACCCACGUGGAGCAGGACACUGCACGUUGUGUAAUGGAUGCAUAUUAAACCUCAGAGAUUGUCACGCAA
Anolis carolinensis (green anole) is the source of this 936-nucleotide messenger RNA. RefSeq names its product MIS12 kinetochore complex component. Gene Ontology annotation, biological process: kinetochore assembly; mitotic sister chromatid segregation; mitotic cell cycle. Lineage: Eukaryota; Metazoa; Chordata; Lepidosauria; Squamata; Anolidae. The record is from RefSeq and is a predicted model, not a curated record. Gene Ontology annotation, cellular component: chromosome, centromeric region; MIS12/MIND type complex; nucleus. Bases 32 to 853 code for a protein of 273 amino acids. The transcript is spliced from 3 exons.